AUGAAGUUGGUCAAGCCAAAUUGGGUUACUCAUGAUGGGUAUCCAAUAUUUUCUAUCGAUAUACAUCCUAAUGGGAAAAGAUUUGCUACUGGUGGUCAAGGUGGUGAUUCAGGAAGAGUUGUUAUAUGGAAUAUGGAACCGGUAGUUAAUGAGACUGCUGAAUUAGACUCCAAUGUUCCAAAGAUGCUUUGCCAAUUAGACAAUCAUCUUGCGUGUGUGAAUUGCGUACGAUGGAGCAAUAGUGGAUUAUUGGCAUCAGGUGGUGUAGAUAAGCUUAUUAUGAUUUGGCGAUUAUCUGGAUCAGGAGGAAGCUCUAUUUUUGGUGGAAAAGCCAGUGUUGAGACUUGGAGAUGUAUUGCUACACUACGCUCACACGAAGCUGAUGUACUCGAUCUUGCAUGGGCACCACAUAGUCCAUGGUUAGCUUCUGCCUCAGUGGAUAACAGUGUUAUAGUAUGGGAUGCUUCCAAGUUUCCUGCGGUAGUUGCAGUAUUAAAAGGUCAUACAGGUUUUGUAAAAGGAAUUACUUGGGAUCCUGUGGGCAAAUAUUUAGCAUCUCAAUCUGAUGAUAAAACAUUGAGGGUAUGGCAUACUACGGAUUGGACAGAAGCAGCAUUAAUAUCUGAGCCUUUUGAUGAAUGUGGUGGAACAACUCAUGUUUUAAGACUUUCGUGGAGUCCAGAUGGUCAGUAUUUAGUAUCUGCCCAUGCUAUGAAUGGGGGAGGACCUACAGCUCAAAUAAUUGAAAGAGACGGAUGGACACAGGACAAAGAUUUUGUUGGACAUAGGAAGGCAGUAACUUGUGUUAGAUUUAAUGGCAAUAUCCUACAAAAGAAACAACCAGGUUCCUCUAAACCACAACAGUAUUGUUGUGUUGCAAUAGGAUCACGAGAUCGUUCUCUAUCUGUGUGGUUAACAUCUUUAAAAAGACCUUUAGUCGUAAUUCACGAAUUGUUUACACAUUCUGUGUUAGAUGCUAGUUGGUCACCAUGCGGUCUUCGUCUUGCUGCAUGUUCUUGGGAUGGAACAGCUGUAUUUAUCGAAUUUACUCAACAGGAAUUAGGACAACCUCUUGAUCCUGCUGAACAAAGUAGUCUACAUGAACGAUUAUAUGGUAAACCAUUAAUUCAAGGAGGUUGUAUGGUGAUGGAAGCACCAGAACUCCUCAAUUUAAAACAACCAGCAUCGAAUCAAUCUUGUCAAGUAUCAUCCGUUCCCAGCAUUCCCCCUGUCACUAACACUGGGACCACUCCGGUUAAGGGACCUAUUAAUAAGCAAAUCGAAACGAGAACUUCAGAUGGGAAAAGAAGAAUUACUCCUAUGUUUAUUCCACCGCCAGCAGAUACAACAGAUACAAAUAUUAGUGGUAGUUUAGGCACACCAACGUUCACCAGUAAAGUACAAACAAAAAGCUCGAUUGUGAUAGAAAAACGUAAUGAUGUUGUUGCACCUAAUGUUACUUCGUCGUCCAAACCAAUUGUUGCCGACACCCCAGAAUCCUCCCUUACACUGAAACGCAAGGAGCAAACAACACCAAAGAUACAUCAUUCUUUGCUGAAUAAAAAGCCUAAAUUCAUAUUUGACAGGAGUGUAGGUCAGAUGUUAUUACCUCCAUUGAAGCCAUCCAGCUCGUUGUCUCAACAGGCGGGUCAUUACGCUGUAACUGUCACUAAUAGUCAUGGCUUGGCUCAUUUGCAAGUAUUUAAAGGCACAGAUUCUGAACCGACAUGGGAUCUCUAUUUAGGAUAUAGUGCUGUGGCAUUAGCGGCAUCACCGGCCGUGAUAGCCUUGGGUUUGGAAGACGGGAGUCUUCAUACAUUUCAUCCUGCAAAAGGAUGCCGGUCAGCACCACCAUUAGCGCCACCAGCACCUUUGGCAAAGGUUCAUGCUGCUGGAAAUGCGGUGAUGGUAAUAUCGAGCUGUGGUGCGGUUCGCGUGUGGGAAAUAGGAAAUACGUGCAGAAUGAUUGUUUCAACUUCGGCAGCUCAUUUAGCAGCGCCUGGAGCAUCCCUUUUGUCAUGCACUUUGUAUAAUGGAAUGCCUCAUGUAGCAUUUACUAAUGCACGAGCGUAUAUGUAUCAUAAGGAUAUGGGAACAUGGUUGUUAAUUGGAGACAGUCAUGAUCCAGUAUGGCGAUGGUCAUCAUUCAAUGUACUAAGCACUUCUGGCAAUAGGACGCCUAGAGGACCUCUAUCGUCACUACAGGAAGGAUUGCUUAGAACCUCAGGGAAUAUUUUACCAAAUCCGCGAUUACCACAUAGUGCACCGAGUGUGGUUUCCUAUUUGGAACAGCAAUUACUCGCAUCUAAAGCUCUUGGAAGUGCCCAAGAGUACAUUCAUUGGCUUAUGGCCUUGGUAUCAUUCUUAUUAACGCAAGACGGUUUGGAGAAACGUUUAAGGCUAAUAUUGGACGAUCUUUUGGGCCCAAGUCAUACAUCAGCUUCCAAAAGUACAUGGGACCCUGUUAUUUUGGGAAUAAAGAAACAUAAACUUCUGGGCGAUGUACUAACUGUAAUUGGUGGCCAUCUUCGGUGGCAAAGAUUAUACCUCGAGUAUUCGGAGCAAUUAACAGCACUGAAGAAUCAAACUAAUUAAUGGUAAUUCAUUUAACAGUGCAAAUUUAUUAUACCAAA
Molecule: messenger RNA, 2633 nt
Organism: Cyphomyrmex costatus
Lineage: Eukaryota; Metazoa; Arthropoda; Insecta; Hymenoptera; Formicidae
Gene: Hira
Product: histone cell cycle regulator-like protein
Exons: 11
Coding region: 1-2595 (864 amino acids)
Biological process (GO): chromatin remodeling; regulation of DNA-templated transcription; DNA-templated transcription
Cellular component (GO): chromatin; nucleus; HIR complex
Molecular function (GO): protein binding; nucleosome binding
Source: RefSeq, a predicted model, not a curated record